UGAUGGUCCCUUGGACAGUCGUCUCUCCUCUUUCCCCCUUUCCGAGGCCCUUCCUUGGGGACCGAAGGCCAGACGCAUCAACGCAGUGGCCGCCGGGCUGUGGGUGGGGUUUGCUGCUCGGCGGCGGCGGUGGCGGUAGCUAGUGGGUCCUCGGGUGGCUCUGGGGCGGGGCUGCGGGGAGGGCGCCGACUGACAGACGGACUCCGCGGGAAUGGGGGGUGUGGCUGCCCAGCCAGGGUCCUCCGGGUGGGAGAGCGGCUCCGCGGCCACCGGCGGCCGGACCCGCUUUGCCUUCUGCUAGAGAUGCUUUUCCUCUCGUUUCAUGCAGGCUCCUGGGAAAGCUGGUGCUGCUGCUGCCUGAUUCCCGCCGACAGACCUUGGGACCGGGGCCGGCGCUGGCAGCUGGAGAUGGCGGACACGAGAUCCGUGCACGAAACCAGGUUUCAGGCGGCCGUGAAGGUGAUCCAGAGUUUGCCGAAAAAUGGUUCAUUCCAGCCAACAAAUGAAAUGAUGCUUAAGUUCUAUAGCUUCUAUAAACAGGCAACUGAAGGACCCUGUAAACUUUCAAGACCUGCAUUUUGGGAUCCCAUUGGAAGAUAUAAAUGGGAUGCUUGGAAUUCAUUGGGUGAUAUGACCAAAGAGGAAGCCAUGAUUGCAUAUGUUGAAGAAAUGAAAAAGUGGGUUCAAACUCAGCCUGUUACUUAUAAAUUACAGUAAUUUUUAGAAAUUAUAGCAUUAUCAUAUGUUACCACACUAGCAAUUAAGUGCUCAUUUCAUCUUUUAGAUCUUGGUAAUGUUCUGACUUCUACUCCAAAUGCCAAAACUGUUAAUGGAAAAGCUGAAAGCAGUGAUAGUGGAGCUGAGUCUGAGGAAGAAGAGGCCCAAGAAGAAGUUAAAGGAGCCGAACAAAGUGAUAAUGAUAAGAAAAUGAUGAAGAAAUCAGCAGAUCAUAAGAACUUGGAAAUCAUUGUCACUAAUGGCUAUGAUAAAGAUGGCUUUGUUCAGGAUAUACACAGUGACACUCAGGCCAGUUCUUCCCUGAAUGGCACAAGCACUGAAGAAGAAACACCUGCAGACCAAAACUUGGAGCAAGCUGGAAAAACUGCUGUCUGCAUCCAUCAAGAUAUAAAUGAUGAUCAUGUUGAAGAUAUUACAGGAAUUCAGCAUUUGACAAGUGAUUCAGACAGUGAAGUUUACUGUGAUUCUAUGGAGCAAUUUGGACAAGAAGAGUCUUUAGAGAACUUCGCAUCAAACAGUGGACCAUUUCAACACUACUUGGGAGGUGAUCCCAGUCAGCCCGUAGAACAUUCUGGUUUUCCUGAAGAUGUUCAAAUACCUCCUGGCAAUGGUAAUAUUGGGAAUAUGCAGGUGGUAGCAGUUGAAGGGAGAGGUGAAGUGAAGCAUGGAGGCGAAGAUGGCAGAAACAACAGUGGAGCACCUCACCGAGAGAAGCGAGGGGGAGAAAGCGAGGAACUCUCUAACAUCAGAAGGGGGAGAGGGCACAGGAUGCAGCAUUUGAGUGAAGGAACCAAGGGCCGGCAAGUGGGAAGUGGGGGUGACGGGGAGCGCUGGGGCUCCGACCGAGGCUCCAGAGGCAGCCUCAAUGAGCAGAUGGCCCUCGUGCUCCUGCGAUUGCAGGAGGACAUGCAGAAUGUCCUCCAGAGACUUCACAAACUGGAAACACUAACUGCUUCGCAGGCAAAAUCAUCAACAUUGCAGACGCCUAAUCAGACCCCCUCACAGAGACCAUCUUGGUGGCCCUUCGAGAUAUCUCCUGGUGCAUUAACUUUUGCUAUCAUAUGGCCUUUCAUUGCCCAGUGGCUGGUGCAUUUAUACUAUCAAAGAAGAAGAAGAAAACUGAACUGAAGAAAAAGUUGUUCUACUGAAGAAGACUGCUGGGCCUGGAUGACCUCAGAAUGAAAUGGAUUGUGGUGUUCACAAGAAAGUCUUAGUUUGUGAUGAUUACAUUUCUUUUUCUUGUCCAGUAGUUUGGUUUGUGUACAUAUAUACAUACAUAUUUUGCACUACACAAAUGAUAACAUUUUAAGGACUAAUGUCACUGAUACUUGAAUAAUCAAUCAAUCUCAACUAGGUUGUAAGUAGCAUACAUAUAUUUACCCUCUCCUUGAACUUGAAGGACAUUAAAUUAUUAAUUAUUGUUUGGUAACACGUUUACCUGAUUAUCUCCCAUAGAGAAAUAUAAGCUGCUUUUUUAAGGUACAGUUAUGAUAAUGAGGUCAGAAUUCUAAAUUAAAAAUGAGAAAGAAUGCAAACGGAGUGGAUUUCAAAUGAGAUUAAAUCAAUGUUCUGUCUUAGUCACUGAAUGGCCAUGUCACGUAGUAUGAAAACUACUGGAAGAAUCUUCUUCAUCUUCGCUUUGUGGGCUGCGCAUAAUCUUUUUUGGGCAUCCACAACCUUGAGUUUGGUGUUCAGCCAUCUUAAUUAAAAAGUAGAGCCCUAUGUCAUAAGCUUAAUGUUACAAAUGACUCACAGAAUGACAUAACCUGCUGAUGGAAAUGACGAAGAAUGAGCGUAUAUAGGUUUAAAAAAGUAUAUUCUGAGCCUGCAGGUGAUUAACAUGAUUUUUAUUCAGUCAUAUACAUUUACUUCUUUGUAGUCAUUUUCCUUUAACUGAGGAUAUCUAGUGUCUGCUUCAUAGGUGCUUUGAAAUAUAAAAUGAAAACUUAUUUAUACUGUUUUUACAAAGGUCAAAAAGGAAACACAUGAAAAUCACUUUUCUGCAACUGGUGAACAAUAUAGACUGGACUCUUAACCUCUUAGUGCCUCAGUUUUUCCUUCGGGUUAAUAUUUUAGAUAUACCUACUUUAAAGGGGUAGUGGAAGGACUUGCAAGCUAAUAGGCCAUAUGCUUUCAUAUGAAUAAGGCAUGCCCAAGUACUGGAAAUUAGUCCCUUUACCCCACCUCUCACAUUUAAAUCAAAAAGAAGGCUAUAACUUAGAUCCUUCGAGACUUUUUUGGAAAAUCAUUCUUCCUGUAUAUCUUCCAAAUUCCUUGCUCACUUAGAUGUAUCUUGUGCUUUGAAGAUUUCUUUGAUUCAAAUGCUUGUAGCAAAUACUUUUUAAGUAGUCUCGAUAUGUAUGAUGUUGGGUUAGCAUCAUGUUUUCAGAAUACUUUAAGUAAGAGGAAAAGAAUUAAUCUAUCUUUAGUAUUAGUUAUUUGCCUGAAGAAAAAAGUAUGAAAAUAUAAUUUGCUUUUCCCAAACUCUUUUUUUUCUUAUUCUUUGCUUUCAUGUAAUUUGGUAAUUAUUACUCCUUUAAUCCCAUCUUGAUUAAAAUUUGUCUAAAGGGAUCUAUUAAUAUUUGUUUUAAAAUAACUGUCCUUUAUUUAUUUAGAAAUAUAAUAAAGCAAGUAACUAACUUACACAUUAAAGUUUAGACCUAUGGAUCAGAGAUAUUUUCAAAAAUUAGACACAAAUCUGAUGUCAGAAAAGGUGGUUUUUCUCUUAGUAUAUAAGCAAACAAAAUGUAAAUUAAGAAUGUAAGCAGUUGUGAAUCAUUACCGGUGGCCAGAGGUAACUAAAUCCUAGGGAUAACCAUUUGUAUCCUGUUCCAAAGUCUUAUUUUAUAGUUUGAAAAGCACUUUGCACACAUUUCUUGUAUAUAAAAGUAAAGAUGUAAUUAUAGGGUAUAGUGUUCCUGCUUUGUUUAACAAGAACCUCAUUUUAAAUUUUGAGGUGACAGCUAUGGUAUUUUUUUAAUGAUCAACUUCUUUUCUGUUUCUUUAUUGUAAAACUAAGUUAAAAAUAAAAGGUUAAUGAGAAAUGA
Messenger RNA from Otolemur garnettii (small-eared galago), 3785 nucleotides. RefSeq names its product acyl-CoA binding domain containing 5 (gene ACBD5). Gene Ontology annotation, molecular function: fatty-acyl-CoA binding. Gene Ontology annotation, cellular component: peroxisome. NCBI's taxonomy places the organism in Eukaryota, Metazoa, Chordata, Mammalia, Primates, Galagidae. The record is from RefSeq and is a predicted model, not a curated record. Gene Ontology annotation, biological process: autophagy of peroxisome; fatty acid metabolic process. The transcript has 13 exons.